This is a messenger RNA of Dreissena polymorpha, 729 nucleotides long. RefSeq lists its product as uncharacterized. NCBI's taxonomy places the organism in Eukaryota, Metazoa, Mollusca, Bivalvia, Myida, Dreissenidae. Bases 181 to 729 code for a protein of 182 amino acids. The transcript is spliced from 2 exons. The record is from RefSeq and is a predicted model, not a curated record.
GGUAAAAUUGACCGGACUGUCAGUGGACCAUCCCGACCGUUUUGCUCUAUUGCCCUCUUUACCGAAGAACGCGCGAAUGACGUAAUCAUGACGAAAGUGUGUGCAGUAAACAACCCUCUUGACAGGACGUUCCUUUAUAUCUUGCGGAGAGUAUUUCUGCGCUUGUACACACUGUAGACGAUGGAAUCUACCCCAAGCAACUUGCUUAGAACGCCACGUGUGGUUUGUCGCAUGGAUGGACGUGACAUAUUUAUUGAGGUUGAGGAGGCCAGCGGUCGGGGUACGCUUUGGAGUUCGGGGCGGGACCUCGUCAUUGAGCUGGGGACGAUGUUGCCCUUGGACCAUGGUAGGGUAGAAAGGGCGGUGGAAGGCCAAGUAAGUUUGGCCAGGAGGAGAGGGCGCCUAGGGUUUGUAUCUGAGGUCAGGAAGUACGGCCAUCAAAUUCUUAGUGAUUCGUUUAUUAAGAGGGUGUUGGCCGGUCCUGAAAAACAACGGAGGACCCCUGGGGCUUCACUGAGCGGGAGGCCCCGGGGUACUGUAGAGUUGCCCAGAUCGAGACCAAAGCCGGCUCCGAUCCUGACAGCGCUGGACUUCCCUGCGUUGCCAGCGCAGCUGGGAUCGGAGGGGGUCAAGGUUGAACCUGGGGUAGAGUCACUCGUUCCCAAUCCUUCCUCGCUUGACUCACUUGUGUUGCCAGUAGGGUCGGAGUGUGGGGGGGGUGAAGGUUGA